Molecule: messenger RNA, 3006 nt
Organism: Amoebophrya sp. A120
Lineage: Eukaryota; Dinophyceae; Syndiniales; Amoebophryaceae
Source: the annotation of a GenBank genome assembly
AAAUCUUUGAUUUCGGGCCAAAGAUGUCGAAGAGCAAGCUACUUCAAGUACUACUUUCAGGAUCAGGAGAUAGUUGGUUCAUCAACUUACUUUUCACAACAGAGGAAGAACGUAGCCUCAGGUUGCCCAUUUCGAAUUCGACAUUUGCAUGCGGAUGUUGCGUCCCAUUGUUUUACUAGUCUCGUGGUACGAAGAAGUUCAAGGUUGGUCGUGUCUAGCUUUUCUCGAGAGAAAAUUCUAGUGUGCAAUACAGAAACACACGACCCCAGCGCAGAAUGGAGUCGACGCGGCGCACGGAAGGACGUCAUGAUGCUCUCUCGUCCUCGCCCACUGGCGGUACCGAUCGAAGCAGUGAGACAGCUGUUUUAACUGGAACCAGCAGGAGCAGUUCCAGCAGAAAUCUCCACUGGCGGGAAGAACAGAGGGACCACAACGUGGGCGAGAGAAGCAGGAGGUCUUUCCAGCCGGCAUCGUGCCACCAGGUAGUACCGCAGCAUUGUGCAACUGACUGUUCCAAGGAAGAAGACCUUUUCUAUGAUGCGCACGAAGAUUUUUCGAACGCGACGACCCCACCUGCGUCCUCCAGAACGAGGGGAAUAAAUCGGAGCAGCGAGGAAAGAAGCCGAAGCAGUAAUAACUCUCACGACCACGGCACCAGCGGCUCCUACACGCCAGCAGAAGUAGCGCAAAUUGAACUAGCGACAUGCGCGAUUCUUGAGUCAACAGAAGAACGUCCUCUGCCGUGCUUCUGCAAAACAAGCUCAAAGCCGCGAAGACCCCGAAGAGCUGACGGCAAGACGAGCAACAGUUGUCACUUCUCUUCGCGUAGCGGGGGUAAAGCAACGAGAAGUCCAGCAAAAAAGUCGGAAGCAGGACAAAAGACAAACCGCACAACUCGCUUCAGCCGGUUUUUCCUCGGAGCGUGCAGUUUGGCCGGGUCAGCGUACGCACUGUCCAACCAGUGUCGAGUGGAAUUCGAUAAGAUGUACCUCGAGGACGUGCAGCGUACAGUUUCUUUUUUGAUUUCGCUUCUAAAUCGAAAUCUCUCGCUCUCCUGUGAUGAAGUGGACGGUUUUUUCUGUUGCAUGCACGCAUCUAUCGAUCUCUCUGCGUUGAACAGCAACAUCAUACAUAAUAGCUUUUAUCCACCACACAACAGAUUUCAUUUCCUGGAAACAUUUUUGGACGUUUUGCGGGGUGAGACAGCAGAAUCGGCUGGCGACGUGCUGCGACACAAUCGACUUCGCGACCAAGCAGUCCAGCGGGUGCACAGACGCUUGUAAGGAUUUAUUUGCACAGGAUUUAUUUUCACGCUGAUAUAUGUGAUUCUAAUUUUGUUUAAUGUCUCAUUCACACUCACGCUGCUCUCAUCAUCGUUCGGUGCACGGCUGUGAUGUCGAGUGGCACGCAGCUUCGUGAGGGAUACGUAUAAACUUUGGGUUGAAAGAAAAUGAAAAUGAUUGUAAGAUUUAGUUGGUAAUCUCCGUCUUCUUCAUGGCAGGGUCAUGUACAACACACAGGUAAAACGACUUGCCUCUUCUCCGAGUACGAAAAUUUUUGCGAGGGCGCAGCACCGGCAAGCACGCCCAGGAUCGCGUGCACUGCAACGCGGCUGCCCUACAAGGUACAAUACAUUGCUGUUUCCGCACUAACAGAAGUGCAACUACGUACAUUCUACGGCCAAGGAUGUUAGUAGAACUAUGCCAAACAGAGCAAUUUCGAUGAGAUUGAUUUCUUUGCUGCACUUCGUUCAACAAUACUGCAAAAAAAUACAGAGCGACAUCGGGGAAUUCCAAUCGGAGGAGACUUUCUGCAUUCCCGAGUCGUGUAACACAGACGCGGAUUUAGCUGGUAUUGAUUCCACUGGAAAUUGGAAUUGUUUGAAGUGGAAGUAGUAGUAGAUGAAGUUAAAAAUUCGAUUUAGGUAUUUGCUUCUAUCAAUGAUGAGAGUUCGCGUGUUAGUUAUAGUUUUGUUUGGGAUAGAAUACAAGCACACGAAUAAAAAGAUCUAGAUCAACAUUUCGCCAGUGUCAAUCUACAGUGUGGUAAGUAUGUUGUGCCUCGAGAACGCAUUAUACGCUUUUUCUGAAUGCCAGGUAUUAUGGAGCACUACUCCACCUCCGUGCAGGAGGACAUUGACCCACUAUAUUCCACCGGAGAGUACACGGAUGCGGUCAUCACCUGCCCGUCCAACACCCUGCAAACGGUUUUGAUCGUGCUUGGCGUGAUUUUCGGGGUGGCUAGUCUCGCUGGGCUGCUGUACUACCUGUGCCGGGUGCCGGCGCAGGCGCUGGACACGGGCGUCAGCUCGAGGACGAUUGCCCCCGAGAAUGUGGUCUUCCGCUCCAAAGAGAUCAUGGACGCCGAGGGGCAAAACAAGGCGAUUGGGAUGUGAUGCAAUUCUAUUAUGUCUGAACAGAACUUUUUUGUCGUGCUGAGACUUCUGCAAGGGGGAAGGGAAAGUUAUACAUAGUUAGAGCUGCAUCAUUUACAGUCGUCGUCUCAGGAAGUGCUAUGUAUUUGUAGUUUAGUUUUUAUCUUCGAAGGCGUAGGCUCACCAGGUCUUGAUCUGCCCUUACUACACCUGAUUAUACUAUCAUAAUUUGCAAAACGUCAUGAAGGUGAAUAUCGCUUCCGUGACCGAAGAAUCGAAUUUAGACAGAGAUGAGUCAAGAAGUUAGUUGCGAACUUUGCUUGUACGCCCAGAAAGGAUUAAUUCGAACAAUAGCUAGCCCGACUUUUUUGAUAGCGCAUUGCUUCGACAGAGAAACGCCAAUAGUUGUAAAGAGCUUCUUACACGAGCCUUGUUUUUGACUAAAGGAAAAAUUGAAACUACACCGAUGAAAAAAGAGGUCAAUGGGGACCAGAAUGAUGAAAGAAACGAGAUGAAACAGAUUUACUGAGCUACUUGCAACAGAUGAAAUACAAAUGAGAUAAUGUUUUUCACUGUACCAACUUGUCGUUUUCUUAUUUUACAAGGACUCCACAACUACAACUGCAGUCAAC